Molecule: messenger RNA, 723 nt
Organism: Talaromyces stipitatus ATCC 10500
Lineage: Eukaryota; Fungi; Ascomycota; Eurotiomycetes; Eurotiales; Trichocomaceae
Exons: 3
Coding region: 1-723 (240 amino acids)
Source: RefSeq, a predicted model, not a curated record
AUGGCGGAUUUGACAGAACUCAAUCGGAAGCACUUUGAUAACAUUGCCCACAAUUAUGAUACCGGCUUCGAGAAAGCUAUUAGCAUGAUAUGUGAAGAGACCAAAAGCCAUCGCCUGUGGAUUAGCUCCAAGUGGACAGACACUGCAGAAGGUAAAGAAAAAGAGAUUAAGCUUUUAGAGUACGCGUGUGGACCAGGGCAUAUUUCUCGAACACUGGAACCAUUUGUGACCAAAUGUCUCGGCCUUGACGUUUCAGAGAACAUGGUGGCCACUUAUAAUCAACGAGUUCAAGAAGCUGGUAUCUCCUCCGAGAAGAUGUCUGCAAAGGUUGGCGAUCUGCUGGCGGAAACCGUGUCCGAAGGUCUACAAGGCCCUAAGUAUUAUGACUUUGAUAUCAUCAUUAUCGGCAUGGCCUUGCACCACUUCCCUGAUCCUCAAUUGGCAAUGAAGCGGUUCACCGAUAGGAUACAAAAGGGUGGUGUGCUUUGGAUUGUUGAGAUGUUGGAAGAUCAUGGUUCAGAGCAGGAGCACAAGCGUAUUAGCCCUGAGUCUGCGCAGACUGUUCACAAGCAUGGGUUUGGUAUUGAAGAGAUCAAGGCAUUGUUCUCGGGUGCUGGAUUUGCAGACACUGCCGUCAAGAUUUUGGAUAAACCAUUCGAGAUGACACUCCACGGUCAUGAGCUGUCAAAGACUAUUAUCUUUGCACGCGGAUCCAAACUUUGA